Xyrauchen texanus (razorback sucker) is the source of this 3494-nucleotide messenger RNA. RefSeq names its product SEC14 domain and spectrin repeat-containing protein 1-like. Lineage: Eukaryota; Metazoa; Chordata; Actinopteri; Cypriniformes; Catostomidae. Bases 180 to 2312 code for a protein of 710 amino acids. The transcript is spliced from 19 exons. The record is from RefSeq and is a predicted model, not a curated record.
CUUUGGUGAGCAGGACCAGCCCCUCUCUAACAAAACACAACGUUGAGCCUCUUCUAAAAGGCAAAUUGUCAUUAUUGCAGACUGCCUCAACUUUCCAAACUGGAGAAAGAACAUGGGCCGGCAAGGGAACUCUGCAUAACAGUUGAAGCUACUUGAGUAGAGAAUCGACUCAUUCCAGGAUGGAUGCCUCCAUCAUACUGUCCGUGCUAAAGAAGAAGCUGGCUUUUCUGUCAGGAGGCAAGGACAGGCGCAGUGGUUUGAUCCUGACCAUCCCACUAUGCACCGAACAGACCAGCAUGGAGGAGCUCAGCACCACCCUCGACUACCUGCUGAGCAUUCCCAGUGAGAAGUGUAAAGCUCGAGGUUUCACUGUCAUUGUCGAUGGGAGGAAAUCUCAGUGGAAUAUUGUGAAGACUGUCGUGCUGAUGUUGCAGAAUGUGAUUCCAGCCGAGGUGUCUCUCGUGUGUGUGGUGAAACCCGAUGAAUUCUGGGACAAAAAAGUGACUCAUUUCUGCUUUUGGAAGGAGAAGGACAGGCUUGGCUUUGAGGUGAUUCUGGUGUCUGCCAAUAAACUUACACGUUACAUCGAGCCAUGCCAGCUGACGGAUGAGUUUGGCGGGAGUCUGGUUUAUGAUCACUUGGACUGGGUCAAUAAAAGAUUGGUCUUUGACAAAUUCACAAAGGAAUCCACAUCCCUGCUGGAUGAACUUACCGUCAUCAAUGAAAAUGAGAAAGGAAGCCAGGCAGACAAGGACAGGUCGACAGAGAGCAUCAUUCUGCCUUCAUUUGAUCCUGAAACAGUCCUUCAAACUGGACAUGAGUUGUUGUCAGAGCUUCAGCAGAGGCGGUUCAAUGGUUCAGAGGGUGGAGGAGGAGGAGGUGGUGGUACGGCCUGGUCACCAAUGGACGAUGAGCUGCUUGCUCAGCCUCAGGUCAUGAAGCUCCUGGACUCUCUGCGGGAGCAGUACACCAAAUAUCAAGAAGUUUGUAGACAGCGCAGCAAACGCUCGCAGCUAGAGGAAAUCCAGACCAAGGUCAUGCAGGUUGUGAAUUGGCUGGAGGGCCCCGGCACAGAGCAGCUCCGCACACAGUGGGGGAUUGGAGACUCGAUCCGUGCAUCUCAUACAUUACAGCAGAAGCACGAGGACAUCGAGAGUCAGCACAGCGAAUGGUUUGCUGUUUACGUAGAGCUGAAUCAGCAGAUUGCAGCACUGCUGAGCGCAGGAGAUGAAGAGGACCUGGUGGAACUCAAGGGUCUUCAGCAACAGCUUAGUGACGUCUGCUACCGUCAGGCCAGCCAAUUAGAGUUCAGACAGAAUGUCCUGCAGUCUGCACAUGAGUUCCACAUGACAGCCCAAGACUUGUCUCAGCAGUUGGAUGGGCUUCUGGGCUUGCUCUGUGCGGACGUUACCCCUGCAGAUGGAGCUGCAAUCCAGCAAACUCUUAAACAUCUGGAGGAAAAGCUCAAGAGCGUAGAGGGUGCCUUGCAAAACUUGAGAGAAAAAGGCCAAGUGCUGCUUGACCAAAUGUCUACCCAGACUUCCUGGUCAUACGGGAAGGAUGUAGCCACUGAAAACAAAGAAAAUAUCGACCACGUUCACAGCGUCAUGGAGGACAUGCAGCUCCGCAAACAGAGGUGUGAGGACAUGGUUGAUGUGAGGAGACUGAAGAUGCUGCAGAUGGUUCAGCUCUUUAAGUGUGAGGAGGAUGCUUCACAGGCAGUGGAGUGGUUAGGAGAGCUGCUCGACGCUCUCUUGAAGACCCAUAUCCGACUUGGUGAUGAUUCACAGGAAACCAAAGUGCUGCUAGAGAAACACAAGAAGUUUGUGGAUGUUGCACAGAGCACCUAUGAUUACGGCAGACAGCUACUGCAGGCCACAGUGGUGCUGUGCCAGUCUCUGCGCUGUACCACCCGCUCCUCGGGAGACACACUGCCCAGACUCAACCGUGUGUGGAAGCAGUUCACAGUCACAUGUGAUGAGAGGCAGCACAGACUGGAGAUGGCCAGCGCCUUCCACACUGCUGCUGACAAGAUUCUGAGAGAGAGCCCUGAUUUAGCUGAACUGAUUGUGGAUGUGGAGGUAUAUGAAGAGGUGGAGACUGUGGGGAAAGGUCUUCUGGACCGACUCACUGUGCCAGUUAUUUUCCCUGAUGGGAGCGAGCAGUUCUUUGGCAGCCCGGGUGAUAUGUCCUCUUCUGCUGAGAGCAUCCGUGACAGAAUGAAGCUAGUAGAAGAGAAGAGAUUCCUACAGGAAGAGACGGAGCAGCGACUGGAUGAGGAGGCUCUGGAAGCAGAGCCCAGUGAAAGUUGAGAACGUGACACCAUCCUUGGCCCCUUGUAUGAAGUAGCUCAGUCGGCAGCAGAACGCCUGAUCCUCACGUGACUUCUUUUGGUCCAGGAGAGUCCCUGGUCACCCGCUCUCUCUUGUGCUCCAACUCACCUAACCAUCUCAACUUACAGAGCGCAGUUAAAGAUAGACUGAGGCUCGCAUUGCAUUGCUUACGUGGACAGCUCAGUACUAAAUUGACCAUACUUCUUUGAACUUUCGCCUCCCUAUAAAGCUUUACCUUACCUGUUGGCUCUUUCUUGUCCUGUUGGGGUGUCUUGAGCUUGUAAUGGUGCUACUAAAUCUAUAGAAUGUACAUAAAGCUGCAUCUCUACCCCAAUUUGUACCUGGUACUCUAGAUUUGUAGGCCUUUCCUGAUUGACAGUAAGCAAUGUAUUUUGUAUUUUUUUCCAUCAAUUGUUUUCUGUUGAGAAUAACCAACCCUUUCUCUUGUGCCAAUAUACAUCUCCUUUGACCCUGAAAUUACAUGAGGGGGUGUCAGCAAAAGUACAACUGUCAAAGUUAGCCUUGAAAAAGGAUGUGACAGCAUGCUAGAAACAAGGGGUAGUUCUGUCAUCACCAAGACUUUUUAUCUGCUGUGAAACACAAAAGAUAUAUUUGCAUUGGAAAAAAAAAGAUGCAAAGAAAGUGAACGGUGAGUAAAUGAUGACAGAGUUUUUAUUUCUGGGUAAAGUAAUCCUUUAAAAUAUUGUAGUCCAAGCAUAAUGGUACAAAAAAGCAAAGCUUUAAGAUUCACUGUUCAGAGCUUUUUGACAGUAAAAUGUUAAAAUAAAUUAUGUUUCAUCUCAUAAAUGUCGCUCACAUGAGGACACUGCUUGCAGUUGGAUGCUUGUCAUAAAAUAUUAAUUACAUAUUUAUUUUAUUUUUUACCUUGCAUACCAUUUAAAUUGUAUAAUUUUGUGCCAUUUUUAAAGGCUAUAGUGUAUUUUAUGGAAAUAGAAGUUGUCUAAAAUAAAUGAAGAAAAUGUUCCGUAAUAAGAUCAGGAGAGGGAAGUUGUCUCAUUUGUGACUUGGUAAAUCUGGCGGGUUGUUACUGUUUACAGGACUUCUGCUACUGUAUGUAUGCUUUACAUAAACCUGCCUCAUAAAGUUCAAUGCUGUACAGGAAAAUUAUAGCACCCCAUUCAAUAAACAUGGGCAAUAUUA